Molecule: messenger RNA, 794 nt
Organism: Nerophis ophidion (straightnose pipefish)
Lineage: Eukaryota; Metazoa; Chordata; Actinopteri; Syngnathiformes; Syngnathidae
Gene: ghrh
Product: growth hormone releasing hormone
Exons: 6
Coding region: 150-596 (148 amino acids)
Biological process (GO): positive regulation of growth hormone secretion; growth hormone secretion; adenylate cyclase-activating G protein-coupled receptor signaling pathway
Cellular component (GO): extracellular region; perikaryon; terminal bouton
Molecular function (GO): growth hormone-releasing hormone activity; peptide hormone receptor binding; neuropeptide hormone activity
Source: RefSeq, a predicted model, not a curated record
CUAUAAAGUGAGCACGGGUGCAAGGGAGAACAAUCAGUGGUGUUCCAGAGAGAUGACAGGAGUGGGCAGCACAGCAUAAAGAGGAGAGACUAGGAUCACACACAAUAUUUCACACAGGCUGUGCAUUCUUGUAUGUGAUCACCUUAAUAAUGGAGAAAGCUGCACUGCUGCUGUUUUAUUGCCUGCUCACGUCUACAUCAGGAUCACCACUCUACCCAUCAAUUAGGUUUGGCCAGAGGGACACGUCGAUCCUAAUGACAUCAUCUCUAAAGAAUCCACUGCAGCUUGAAGACACAAGUUCUUCCCAAGAGAGAGCAGAGUUACGCUUGGCUCGCCAUGCAGACGCCAUCUUUACAAACAGUUAUAGGAAAGUGUUGGGCCAAAUCUCUGCCAGGAAGUUCCUUCAGACCAUCAUGGGCAAACGUCUCGGAGAUGAAAGUGAGAGUUUUAUGAAACGCCAGUCGGAUGUGUAUGAAGGAACAUACAAGGAAGACAUGACAUCCAUCAGCAGCAAUCAGAGACGACGGAGUGAGGCAGACACAGACUGUGCUCCUUCAACGCGUCACACCUUGUUGUCCCUGACCAAAAGAAUAUGAUCAGUUUGCUGUUUUUGUCAUUUCCAGAAGAAAACACAACAAUUGGGGUGCACAAUAAUAAUAUUUUAUGUGUGGUUUUUGUUGUUGUUUUUUUUGUAUUGACCAAAGGGAACGGAAUUGGCAUCAAGUGUUGUAAACAUUUGCUGGCCUGAUAAUAAUAUUAAAAACAUAAGACAAGGGUGUUCAAACUUGUUAUUA